AUCUAUAUCUGAAGAAUCUUGAUUUGGGAGGUGUUAUACAGGCUUUUCCUCACAAACUUUCUCAAAUAAAUGCUUUGAAAUUCAGAACCUUCAACAGUCAUUCUCCGGUGUGAAGAAUAUAUAGUAUAGUUGGCAGUUCCCUGCUGUUGUCUUUCUGAUGUAACCCUGAAUUAAGAUUGUAGACCUCUUCCCUCGAUUGCAAUUUUUUCUCAAGUUUUUUUCCUCUCUGGACAUUUUCCCAGCAUUGCUGGGGUCCACACCUGCAUAAGGCAUGUCCUAGAGACAUACUUCAGAGACUCCUAAUACCCUGAACAUGGACAUGUCCAGUUAGAUUUGUACGUGUCUUUAAAGAAAUAAGAUGUCUGUUAGUAAAGUGCUAUGACCUCAGGUUCCAGAAUAUCAACACAACAUUCUUUAGAAGAGAUGCUUCACUUUGGAUGAAUCUAAGUUUAGAAUCAGUCAGCCUCUUGUCAAGGGGAGAAGGAGAGUCCCAGCGACAGGAAAGCGCCUCACUAUGAAUUGGUUUGGAAAUUACUUCUCUAAAUUUCCUGAGGAUGUUUCCUUCCUCAAUGUACACUCACCUCUGUUGCUUUCACUCCUCUCAUCUGAAGAUGAACAACAUUUUAUUUCCAGUAUGAGGAGCCAUGGGCCAGCUCAGGCUGUGGUGAAGCAGCCUGUCCAGGGAACGCCUGGCAGGACCACCAUCACAGCGAUUGUCCAGACUGGGGGAGACUGGAGCACCGGCCUCUUCAGUGUCUGCAGAGACAGGAGAAUCUGUUUCUGUGGUCUGUUUUGUCCAAUGUGCCUCGAGUGUGACAUCGCCAGGCAUCAUGGAGAGUGCCUUUGUUGGCCACUGUUACCUGGGUCCACCUUUGCACUGAGAAUUGGCACCAGAGAGAGAUAUAAAAUACGGGGCACCCUGUGUGAGGACUGGCUCGCCGUGCACUGCUGUUGGCCCUUUUCCAUCUGUCAGGUGGCCCGGGAGCUCAAGAUGAGGGCCUCCCGACUCUACGAAAUCUAUGCAGCUCCUUCAACCAAGGACAACAACCUUAUUUGACAGAGCGAGAAAACGCCUCCUCCUUACGCCCCUCACCCUCCUCUCAAACCCCUCUUAGAAGAGAGAUUGUUCUUAAGCUUUCACGGAAAUCAUAUGAAAAUAAAUUAUUUCUCCCCUACCGUCUUUACUCUCAUUCUUUCUUCACACACACCUCCGAUGACGUCUCUCUGGCAUUUGUCUGGAUCAGCUAUUCCAGCCUCGCCACAUAGAGAUGAGCUUGUGCCUUCUACACCUGCCUGGAGUUGGAGAAGGUUGCAUUUUCCCUCAUCUUCCUACCACCAGCCUUCCCUGGGAAGCUUUCUUCCGCUAACCCCCUUCACCCACAGAGCCAGUAGUGGGGCAGGAGAUGGUUAAUCUUAGUUAGCACCUGGUCUGGACACUAAGUCUCGCUAAAACAGAGAAGCAUCGUCCUUCCCUUGUCCUGACUCCUUCAGUCGCCACUGCAUGAAGGAGACGGUCUCAGGUGGCUGCCGAUCUUGGACACUCUCCAACACUGGCAGAUCUUCGGCCCCAAGCUUGAAGCCUUAGGUGGGCAGCUGAAUUGGUCUGCCUGUCCGCCCCCCAACCCCCCGCCACAAAAAAAGAUAUGUUGAAGUCCUAACUCCUGGCGAGUGUGACCUUACUUGGAAACAGGGUCCUGCAGAUGUAAUUAAGCUAAGAUGAGUCAUUAGGGCGGGCCCAAAUCCAGCAGUGACUGAUGUCCUCACAAGAAGUGAUGAGGCACAAAGACAGACACAUAGCGGGAAGACGGCCAUACGAAGACACAGAGAUCGGCGCGAUGCAGCCACAAACCAUGGGAUGCCUGGGGUGACCGGAAGCUGGAAGAGGCAAGGGAGGUCUUGGAGGGAGCAUCGCCCUGCCCACAUCUUGAUUUUGGACUUGAAGCCCCCCAGAACCGGGAGAGAUUGAGUUUCACUUGUAAGCCAGCCAGUUUGCAGCACUUGGUUACCGAAGUCCUGGGAAGCCGGUACGCCAUCCGUCAGCCCCAGGAAUGGAAUACUGCUUUUGUCAGGGCGGCGGCACAGAACAGGCCUGACGAGCCUGUGUCCUGAAGCCCGAACUGCCACCCCCAUUUGCUGAGUAUGUAACUAUGUGCAAAUUUUCUAAUGCCCCUGUGCCUCAGUUUCUUCAUCUGUAAAAGGAUGAUGCUGACCUCAGAGGGCUGUGAGGAUUCUAACAAGUCAGGACUCUUAGCCCACUGCUUGGCAAGUAGCAAGGACUCAGUAAACAUUUGUUAUAACAAUUUGACUGCUACCUUAUAGUCACAGCAAAUUAUGUUAGUUUUCCAUUUACAGCUGGGAUAUAAAGUUUUCUUUUCAAUUAAAUUUUAGAUUAAAAUGGAAUCCAUUCAAAUAAUCUUAAGUAAGUAACAGUAUGGAUGGUUGGUGGAUGUGGCAAACAUUUUGAAAGGUGGUGAAACUCAUUUUAGUGGCUAUGCCAGGUCCUGUUCAAAGUGCUCUAUGUGUUUUGAGACAUUUAAUCCUUACACCCCUCAAGAAGAUGCUAUGAGAACUCCAUUUUCCAGAAAAGGAACCGGAGCCACAGAGUAGCUAAGUGAUUUGCCCACGGCCACACAGCUGCGAGGCGCCAGGCAGUUAGGUUCUUGAGGCUGUGCUCCUGACCUCCGCACUAAGCAAGUGGAGAAGGCUUCUGGCCGAGGUCUUCCUGGGCCUUCGGGGUUGUACAGCUGGGAGUUUGCUCUCCAGAGACGAACCCAGGCUGGGAAGCUCCGAGAGGCUGUGGCGGCCAUCUGCACAGACCCCCAGCCGUUCCUGUCUGACACAGUGAUG
Molecule: messenger RNA, 2847 nt
Organism: Zalophus californianus (California sea lion)
Lineage: Eukaryota; Metazoa; Chordata; Mammalia; Carnivora; Otariidae
Gene: PLAC8L1
Product: PLAC8 like 1
Exons: 4
Coding region: 515-1057 (180 amino acids)
Source: RefSeq, a predicted model, not a curated record